This is a messenger RNA of Microbotryum saponariae, 1979 nucleotides long. The record is from the annotation of a GenBank genome assembly. NCBI's taxonomy places the organism in Eukaryota, Fungi, Basidiomycota, Microbotryomycetes, Microbotryales, Microbotryaceae.
AUGUUCCGUUCGCCGUGUCGCCCGCUCGUCUCGGCUAUUCAAUCCCAGUCGCGUCGAGCAUUCGCCAACGAAGCCCAUGUGUCCGCUGGCGGGCCGACUUUUGGACUCAGCGAAGAUCAGGAAGCAUUCCGGGAUCUGGCUCGUCAAUUCGCGCGAGACGAGAUCAUCCCCGUCGCGGCCGAGUAUGACCGAUCGAUGAAGUUCCCCUGGGACGUGAUCAAGAAGGCACACGGCGCCGGCCUUUUGAACGUCCACAUCCCCGAAGCGGUAGGUCAGCCUCUUCUCGACAUUGUCAUACAUCGAGACAGGUCAUCUUUCCCUCUUGAACUUGACCGGGAUGGUGGCCAGCUCCGGGACAUUCUUCUUGGAACGAGCCGUCCGGCCCCCGCUGGGCCCGGCUAUGGUGCGCCAAUCACGCGCAUCCCGGUGCGUGCCCCGUGCCAUCGCAGUCGUCACUUCUCCGAAUAAUGAUGGUGGGCCGGACCAUCGACUUUUUCGCCACCAAAUCUGGACUUUCGCGACGCUCUACGGAUCUUCCAAAGCUCCCAUCAUUCAAAAUGUAUGCGAGGUGAGCUGACAUGAACCUUCGCCUUGCAUCGUCACACAGUAUGGUGGCCCGGGCCUUUCGGUCAUGUCUUCGGCGCUCGUGUCGGAAGAAUUGGCUUACGGUUGCACCGGCAUUCAAACCGCAAUGGAAGCCAAUGGACUGGCUCAAGCACCGGUCAUCAUCGCUGGCUCGGAAGAGCAAAAGCACAAGUAUCUCGGUCGCAUGACCGAGGAACCCAUCAUGUGUGCCUACGGUGAGUCUCGAGGAGUACGGACAGUGCGCUGCGCUCGGGCUCAUCGGGUGGAGGCUCUUGUUACUAUGUAAAAACUGAACCCAUUCCCGCCUUCCCGCCGUCCGCCGAAUGCAGGUGUCACCGAACCAGGAGCCGGCUCCGAUGUCGCUGGGAUCGCUACUCGUGCGACCAAGGAAGGUGACCAUUACGUCCUCAACGGCGCCAAGCUCUGGUUCGUUCAUGCCUUCUCGGCUCGCUGUCUCGACUGUCCGAUUGAAGCUUUUGCAUGCAUUCUCAAUGAUGCGUACAAUGGCCGUGACAGAUGCCGCUGCCGCCACGUGCCGAUAGCUGACCAGAUCUUCAACUUCGCCGUUUAUCGAUUGCAGGAUCACGAAUGGGGGCGUCGCCAACUGGUACUUCGUUCUCGCCGUGACCGACCCAUCGGCCAAGCCCCACAGGCGGCUUAGUGGUUUCAUCGUCGAUGGCGAUGCCGAAGGUAUCACGGUCGACUCCAAGCUGGUCAACAUGGGCCAGCGAUGUUCCGACACACGCCCUAUCGCCUUCGAGAACGUCAAGGUGCCGGUCGCUAAUCUGCUCGGCAAGGAAGGCGACGGGUAAAUACUUCGAGUCCAGAUUGUUUCUCCAUCCUGCACUAAAGGGGGGAAGGCUGGCGCUUCGUGACUGGUCCGUUAAAGUUCAUCUACUGACUGUGCUCGCUUGCUUUACGCGCUACGCAGCUUCAAGAUCGCCAUGGGCGCCUUCGACAUCACGCGCCCGCUCGUAGCGGCUGGUGCGGUCGGACUCGCCCAACGCGCGUUGGUCGAAGCUGCCAAGUACGCGCAGGAGCGCAAGACGUUCGGUGUACCGAUCAUCAAGCAUGGUGCGGUUGCGCAGAUGCUCGCCGAGAUGGCGAUCGGUGCCGAGUCGGCGCGCGCGAUGGUAUGGCGAGCCGCUUCGGCCAAGGACCACAACGAUCCGCGGUGUACCUAUUACGCUUCGGUCGCCAAAGCCCUGGCGUCGCACCACGCCGUUUCGAACGCGAAUCUCGCGGUCCAAGUUUACGGUGGCGCCGGUUUCAACUCGGAAUACCCCGUCGAGAAGUUGUAUCGCGAUGCCAAGAUCUUUGAGAUCUAUGAAGGCACGACCCAGAUCCAGAAGUUGAUCAUUUCGAGGAUCGUCGAAAAGGAUUUCCAGAUCUGA